UUUUGGUAUUCUACUGUUUUCCUUAUAUUUUAGUAGUUUACAUUUUAUUUUUAAACAAUGUACCGGUUUAGUCUGUUGACGUGGAAAGAACGCCCAUGUCAACUGAAACCGACCCGAUUCAGGUAUAAAUCAAGUACGAUCGUCUCUCUCUUCUCUGCCCUAAUUUAUCAUCUGUCCCAGACGAAACCUUGUCUAAUUAUCCCUUCUAAGUUAUGUCAUCAGAUUCAGGUAUAAGCUCUCCUCUAUCUCUCUCUCACUGAAAAUAUAUGUAUUAUAGAUUUUCAUAUGUUUAUGCGUCAACUUAAAAAAGUUAAAACCUUACUCGCAGAUCACUGCACGCGUGUGUUCUGGGACGUGGUGGAUUUCCCGUUUCCUGAGGGUCUUGCUCCUGAAACGAUUUAUCACAGAAUGAAAUUAAUUCUUGAGAAGAUGGGUUGUAUUAACCAUUAUUUGUCAAUCAUGGCUUAUGUUAAUAAUUCGGAAAUCUUCCCGGAUAAAUCAGCCUAUGAGAAAGCCGGGAUUAACAUCGUUACUCAACGAGGUGAGUUAUUAAUCUCACCCCUCUCUAUCUAAUAAUAAUAACAAUGGUCUUUUGUUUAUGUCUUUGAUAAUAAUAAUAAUUCUACAUGGACGUUUCGUUUCAGAGAGGCAUCGUUUUAUGUUACGGGACAUUGCAUGGUGGGAAGUGGAUUCGACUUUCACCUCCAGUUUUCGUUUUAGAGGAAAAAAUAAGAUUACUUUUAUGGUAAUCUCAAGUCAGAUUGAAAAAGAAUAGAUUUUCCUCAAUUUUCUUGAAGACCUGGAAAGUGUAGGUUGCAAUGUUCACUUAGUAGUGCCUGACGAUAACUCCCCAUCACCUAAGUUGGUAGGUACUACUGUUAGCUUCAAAUGGCUUUACCACUGCCUGUUACAAACUGGAGACUUACAAGAUCCUAAGCGGAUGAAAAUGACAAGAGAGGCCGUCCCUCUAUAUUAUUCUCCCAUCCAAACCACCCUGCCCGACGAACCCAUUCCCCAGAUGCUUUGCCCAGGCAUACCUCCUUCCCGGAUGGAUGGGCUGAUGCUUUUACACAAUUCGGAAUCACCAUGAUUCCCCAACGGGCAGAUCCACAUGCUCGAGCUCAUAGAAUGUCAGUGGACAUUGUUUUGUGGGCAAUGGAUCAUCCUGCCACCUAUUUUCAGCCAAGAGAUUUGUUUGUUUUCUCUGACAAUGUCAAAGUAGGAACGGAUUUCUACAAUGCUCUUGAAGCUUUGGGUGAUAGAUAUUACAAUGUUCGUGUAUUACCUCCACCAGAUCUCGACGUGAGUAUGCCUCACCAAAUAUUUUCAAACCACAUGCCAAGGAUCAGCAGAGAGGAGGCCAUUGGUUUUUCCAGUGGACUAGCUUCUUUGUAUAAUCAAGAUUUUGAUAUGUCCCAGAUACAUGUCUUCUGGGAUGUCCAGAGUUGCCCAACUGACAUAUCAAUUAUCCUCCCAGUUCUUCGCGAAAAGGGUUAUCAUGGCAGGGUGCUUCUCAGGCCUUACCUUCCAUAUCAAGGAGAUGAGCCGUUGUUGGGUUACAGGGAUGAUGGUUAUGCCCGUGUUCCCAGUAUCAAAGUCGAAGGGGAUUCAUACGCAGCAAUUGCUAGGAUGUUGUUGGACAUACUUUUCUGGGCAAUGAACCAUGAUGAUCUACCACAAAAUUUGAUAUUUAUCUCACAACCCUCAAAAGACAUCGACAUUGUUAUUCAAGCCUUGGAACGCAGAGGUUUCAAUAUCAUCUUUAAACCCACUGAUGAUGAGGUCGCCUCAUAUAGUCACAUACCAUCAAUGACCGCUUUGAGUCGGUUUGUAAAAGCCCACCAGACACUGCCAACCAGACCCUCCUAGAGUCACCGUGUCGGACGAUCACAGACCUGAGCCGGAAGCUGAAAAGGAGUCCGGUAAUCAUCUUCUGGUUGGUAGACAGUUGCCCAUCUAAUCCAUAUGAGUUUCGUAACAAAUUUAGCUCAACUCUUGAGGAUAAAGGUUAUGCUGAUUAUGAGUCAGUGACAGCCUAUGUUGAAGAGGGAAAGAAUUCUGAUGAGGUGGUCAAUGUCUGUAGGAAGUCGGGACUUCAGGUGAGCCUCUCACCUGAAGGCGAUGAGUUUGGGAAAUUCAGUUUGAUGCUAUUGGACAUGAUUAACUGGACACAAGCUUCUGGGGCACCCUUUAAUUUUUUGGUAAUCUCGAAACCCUUUAGAGAUGCCAUGUGCGACAGUGUCUUUAAAGAUGUUAAAAGCAGAGGAUUCAAUGUUCUCUUUGAGAUGGUUGAUUACAUGGUCACAUUUGGAAGCUCCCUAUGGUCUGCAAAAAGCAUAUUAGAUACAAGUUUCAGCUUCAGCUCACAAGAGCUUGCUUAAGUAACUGCUUUUGUUUUUAUGCUGAACCUUUUUUCUCUCUUUCCAUGCAAAAAAAACAGUAGUAUGCAUUGACAUUUCAGUUUUCCUUUUGGUUUGAUGAACUGUUGCUAAUGGAU
Messenger RNA from Brassica napus (rape), 2497 nucleotides. RefSeq lists its product as uncharacterized. NCBI's taxonomy places the organism in Eukaryota, Viridiplantae, Streptophyta, Magnoliopsida, Brassicales, Brassicaceae. Gene Ontology annotation, cellular component: peroxisome. The transcript has 6 exons. Bases 1087 to 1869 code for a protein of 260 amino acids. The record is from RefSeq and is a predicted model, not a curated record. Gene Ontology annotation, biological process: regulation of gene expression.